UCGCCUCGUUGUUUUGAAGCUGCCGGCUGUGAAAGAACGCUUUCGAUCCUGAUCCUGAUUCCUUUAAACCGUGUUUAACUAAUUUCUAUUUCCUAAAUUAAAUUAACUAUCGAAAAUAUAGUUAAAAUGCAGAACGAAGUAGUAAAGGACAUUUUCGAUGGCUUCAACGAUUACCUGGUCAAGGAGCAGGAAAUGCGCGAGCAAAUCCGGGAAAUUGUCCGAGAAAUAGACCAGGCGGCCAAAGAAGCUACCAUUGCUCUCCAGGUGAUUCACAGCAGCCUCAGUGUGGUGAGUUCGGCUUGUGGCACAGCCCGGGCCCAAUUCGAGCUUUGCCGUACAGGAUUCCAAAAGCUGGCCGAAGUUGUUCCGGUAGGGCAGUUUUACCGGUACAACGAUCACUGGCAUUUCAUGACCCAGCGGAUUGUUUUCCUGGUGGCCCUGACAGUUUACCUGGAAAAUGGUACCCUGGUGUCUAGGGAUACGACUGCAGAAAUUCUAGGGAUGAAAACGAAACAAGCGGAUGGUUUCCAUUUGGACAUCGAAGAUUACCUGAUGGGAGUCCUUCAACUGGCUUCUGAAUUGAGCCGAUAUGCCAUCAAUUCCGUUACACUCGGAGACUACGAGCGGCCGCUUUCGAUUUCUAAGUUUGUGGCCGAUCUCAACUCGGGCUUCCGGCUGUUGAAUCUCAAGAACGAUUCCCUCCGUAAGCGAUUCGAUGCGCUCAAGUACGACGUCAAGAAGAUCGAAGAAGUGGUCUACGACAUCAGUAUCCGUGGCAUGCGAACUACCACUUGAAUAGAGAGGGACUAAACGUUACCGGUAACGUUGCAUCGAUGGAAACAUUCAUUUUCAAAUAAUUACUCUUAUUGAUUUUUUAUACUUAAAGCCUGAGGUUGGCAUAUUGAAUAAAGGAAACUAACUUUA
Uranotaenia lowii is the source of this 924-nucleotide messenger RNA. It is a transcript of the gene trsn, whose product is annotated as translin. Gene Ontology annotation, molecular function: single-stranded DNA binding; RNA binding; sequence-specific DNA binding. Gene Ontology annotation, cellular component: nucleus; cytoplasm. Gene Ontology annotation, biological process: RNA metabolic process. Bases 127 to 795 code for a protein of 222 amino acids. The transcript has 4 exons. The record is from RefSeq and is a predicted model, not a curated record. Lineage: Eukaryota; Metazoa; Arthropoda; Insecta; Diptera; Culicidae.